Molecule: messenger RNA, 1572 nt
Organism: Kwoniella botswanensis
Lineage: Eukaryota; Fungi; Basidiomycota; Tremellomycetes; Tremellales; Cryptococcaceae
Exons: 12
Coding region: 1-1572 (523 amino acids)
Biological process (GO): metal ion transport; transmembrane transport
Cellular component (GO): plasma membrane
Molecular function (GO): cobalt ion binding; magnesium ion binding; cobalt ion transmembrane transporter activity
Source: RefSeq, a predicted model, not a curated record
AUGACUUCUUCCGAUAAUGUCAAUCCUCCCAGCAUUGCCACCUCGGAAACACUAUUUCAAGGUGUCGGUGCAACUCAAACCACCAUCAGACCCGCGAAAAACUACUCUCAAUCACGAAACACUGAGGAAGAUUUCGAGGAGAUGAUAAUCCCGCGAUAUUCAAGAGAGCCUGAGAUUUUCGUAGAGAAAUUGAAGAGGAUGAUGACAGAGAGACGAGAGGGUGACUGUACUUGGAUUCGACUAUACGGUAUGGAUGAUAAGCUUGUCAAGGGGAUUACGGAGCUUUGUGGUCUCGCCACUUGGGCUCUGCUUAAACAUUUCCUCCUAUCACGGCCUAAAAGGCGUUGUCCCCACUAUGAGAUCCAUCCAUCCUACACUGUCAUCCAAUUUCCGGUAUACGGUACUUCCAGCACGAUUCGAGAGGCAGUCCUGGAGGCUUGUUGUCUGCCAAAAAAAAGACCCAUAUCUCUUCCGGCCGAUCCAAAAGAAAGUAGACUGCCAUUGGAGCACAGGGAAGUGGACGAUAUGCUCAAAAGUGGGCUGAUUAGUACCUUCAUAAUACCUUCUGCAAAUGUAGUUGUGACGAUUACCCCUCAAAACUAUAUCUGUCCUGCGACUAGAAUGAUGGAAUUCGCUGCAAGGACGAUGCAUGCAUCGUCAGACACUUGUUUAGCGACUGAUGCGACUUUGCUGUCAUUGAGCUUGAUACAUCGAGCUGUUGGUUAUGCUUCAGGAACUGUGGUUGAUUUUACCAGGCUCAUAGAGGCAUGGGAAAUGGAAGCCAGACGUUCGACAUCGACAACCAGAACAGAAGAGAUACAUAGGCUUCUGCUUCAUCUACAGCUUUUCAAAGCCCGAUUGAGGGAGCUAGGACCAAUCCAUCAAGAUCUCAUGUAUCAUUAUGGGCAAAAGAUCUCCUCUGAGGACAUCGAUGCAUCAACUACUUCGAACCAAGCGGUGAUUCUCCUAGAGCAGGGUGAGAAAGGUCGACAAAGAGUGCUGGAUGAUCUACAGGAUCUGAUGGACAGGAUGAAGAGCUUGGAAGAUUUCUGCUUUAACAUGUUGUCUUCUCGAGCGAACGAUUCAAUGGAGAGGUUGGCCAUUGUGACGAUUGUCUUCCUGCCCUUAACUUUCAUUGCAUCUUACUUUUCAAUGGGCUUCAAAGACUUCUCCGUUCUCGAACAAACGCCUACAUUCUUUUGGAAAAUAUCAAUUCCGUUAUCAUUCGCUUUCUUCUUGAUCUUCGCUUAUGCCACACUGAAGAGAUUGUGUAGAUACACAAUCACUAUCAUCAAAAGAGGUAUCAAGACGACCCGAUCAACCGAAAGUUUCAAAAGACUUAAAUGUCAAUGGUGGGAUAAACCUGCCAAUCGAGCGAGAAGAGAGCAAAUGGUAAGAAAACUUCAGGGCAUUUUUAAAGGAUUUCGAACUCAGGAUUUACCACCUCCGUCAUACAUGCCUCGAGAACGAUUACGCCCGUAUACCCCAACUGUCAGCAAUGGCGAUAUAUAUCCACCACCGGUUCAUAGGUCAUCUGGACAGGCUCGACCUUUACCACUACCGCCCGUAUAG